CCUAAAGUGUUAAUAAUCCUUGAUAAAAGCACAAUAAAAGUACCUUGUACAUUUCGCAACUUGUUUAUCUCCACAAACAUCAUAAUAACAUCGCGAAAAUAAUAUUAAUGUGUUGCCUAUGCCGGAAAGUGGUUUUUCAUUUUAAAAUUAUGAGCAAUUAACGGCAAGCAACACUAAAUUUAAAACGUCAAAAAACCUCAAAAAAAAACACCGCAAAAGCUAUUGUAGUUUUAAUUUAGUUCUUAGUGUUAUUUAUGUUUUAUUAUUGUUGAAUUGUGCUCUUUGAGAGUGCUGGAACCAUUAUAUAUCUAGUCUUAUUAUUUAUAUAUAUAAGUUCUAUCAUUGACUUGAGUGCCAUUAUUGACUAUCCUUUGUUUUUAUGUAUACUAAAAGUGUCGAAACGUUGAAGGAAAAUUUUUCGAUUUCAACAUUUAAGAAUUGAGUCAAGAAUUACAUAUUUAACAUUGGCAUAAAUAACAUUGUUCCAAGCAUAAUAUUUGGUCAAAUCCCGCCAUUUUUACACUGCCACAAUAUUGGCUUUUUCUUAUUACUUUUCACCGUGUUAAACAUGGUUAAAAUUGUUCGUUUUAACGAAAUUACUUUAUUAAAAAUGGCAAUUAAAUAAGAAAAUACUUAUAAGAUUCCAAUUGGAACAAUGUCGACCGUACAAGACGCUGCUUGGUCGAAAAUUUCCGGUGAAACUUUGAACCCUAAGGAAAAAUGUCGUAAUAUCACUGAAGAGAUUUAUAAAAGGAUAAAUAUAACGUUUCAAAUCAAAAAACUUGAAACUGGAUCACAAAGUGAUAUCUCAGAUUGCAGUGAUCAAUUGGACAGCAAUGAACUUAGUAACGAAACAGAUCUGUUUGCCUGCGACAAGAGCUCACUAUCCAGUAGUACGGACCAGGAGAGAGCUAUCAGUAAAUGUGAAAAAUACAUAAAUAUAAAUAACAACGAAGAAACCAAACUAAAUAAACCUGCUCCUGUUUAUAAAAGACCAAGGAAAAGAUUUCGGAAGCGCGUCAAGAAACAUCAGACAAACAAGACUCGGAGUGACAGUGAUUGUUCAAGUGAUGAAGUGAUACCACUCAGUCGUGUUGACAUUGACACAAGGAACAGUCAGAGUGAGUCACCUGACAGUGUCAUGGGCGUGCCUAAUAUUGUUAUUGUUGCUAAAGAAUCUAAACAAAAAUCUAAAUCAACACAAAACAAUCAACAAAAACAAGAUAAAGCAACUAAGCCAUCCGAAGAUGUUCCUAUAUUGAAAAGCAAUCAAAAAGGAUCGGAAAAGAGUCAACAAUGGGAACAUUGUCCACUUUGCAGUUUAUCAUUCCGUGGGGAAAGAGGUUUGAGACGACACAUGACUAUGUCACAUAUUGAUUCAGAUUUAAAAAAUACCAACAAAACUGAAGAUGCGAAAUCCACUUAGAAGGUAUGACUUAUAUUUGACAUUGUAAAAUAAGCCUUAUUACAAUAGGAUACGGUUUAAAUUAACAAUAGUUAAAUUAAAAUAUAUAUUUGGUACAUUUUGUUCGCUAAGAUAUAAUUUUUCAAAGAAUUAAAGUCUAUUUUAGACUGAUUUAUGUCAUUUUUCGACUUUGACACGUUGAAUAGGAAAAAUUAUUUGACGUUUGCAAAAUGGCGGCAUAAAUAUCAAGAUGGCGCAGGCGUCACUUGACAAUUGGCGCUAAAAUGUAACAUUUAUAAUUUUAAUUUGAAUCUUAAAUACUUUAUUGUGUUUUUUUUAGUCAUAUUUAAAGUGACAGUGACAUAUUCCCUUCUCUUUCUUUCUCUUUGACGAAACAGAGACAGGAAUAUGUCAGAAUAAGUGUGAACGAAGCCAGUUAACAUCUUACGAAUGACUCAUUUGUAAUUGUCAUUCGCAGUAAUUGUCUAUGGUCGAAAUUGUCUUUUAAUUUUAUGGUAACCAUAGACUACUGUCAAAUGGAAGAAAAAAUAAGAAUAUGUUUGUACAAUGUCUGUAUAUUCCUUGUUUAUGGAUAUUUUUAUUUAUUAUAUACAUAUUAUUAUAUAGUUAGUAUAUUUAAAUAUGGAUUUGAAGGAUGGGAAAGAAUUGGAAUGAUAUUUGAGAUGGAUUUGAAAAUGGUAUUGCCGCUACUGAAAAAGUUUUUUUUUUUCAAUCUAUUUCACACAUUAGAAAUUAAAAACAAAUAAUAUAAGAUACCCAAUAGUAGCUGGGAUGGCAUUUAUAUUUUUUUUGUGAUUGUCACAUCAAAAAAAAAAUUUUACAGAAUAAAAUAUCUUAAAUAAUAUUUUUACGUAGCGGCAAUGAAGUGGCAGGGUUUAAAAAAAUCUGUGAUCAGUUGGCAUAAUGUGAUCGUAGAAUAGUGAUUGGAAGAUCUUACCAUAGAUUGACUUUGCUCUAGAUUUUUUAUAAUCUAUAUCUUAAUGUAAGGUGUUUACUUUAAAUUGAAUUAUUUAUAUUAUCCAUGUCUCAGCCUUUAGAAAACUAAUUUAUCUUUUUUUGG
Papilio xuthus (Asian swallowtail) is the source of this 2486-nucleotide messenger RNA. RefSeq lists its product as uncharacterized. Bases 656 to 1426 code for a protein of 256 amino acids. The transcript is spliced from 5 exons. The record is from RefSeq and is a predicted model, not a curated record. Lineage: Eukaryota; Metazoa; Arthropoda; Insecta; Lepidoptera; Papilionidae.